AUGUUUCUGGCGUCCUUUUUCGACGGAGGCCGACCCCCUCCCGAGCCUCCCUCUUCUCAGUCGGAUGCUUUUUCUUCCUCUUCUUCUUACUCUUUUUCUCCCUCUUCCUCCUCCUCUUCCUCCUCUUCUUCCCAUUCUUCUUCCUCUCCUCCUUUUUCCUCUUCUUCCUCCUCCUCUUCGUCUUCGUUGUUCUCGGGGCUCGGGUUCAGGGCUUCGUCUCAGCCGCCGUGGCGCGACCUGCAGGACGCACUUCGCCGGCAGCUGCGUCAACAGACAGGGCCGUCGACUUCUUCCGCAUUCGUCUCCACGUCGUACUCCUCGUUCUUGUCUUCCUCUUCUUCGUCUCCGCAGACGGACUUGACGCCGUCUGGCUCUCUCGCUCCGCAUACCAGCGCCCCCUGGCUGGAGCUGCAGCACGCGCUACGGCACAAGCUGCCUCAGGGCGGCGACGCUGCGUCGCCUUCGUCUCAUCCGGCCCCCUUGACGCGCUCGGGGGAGCCGUCUUUCGCGUCACCUUCGUGCUCUUCGUCUUCGCCUCCUGCGGCUUCUUCCGCUGCGGCCGCCGCUGGAGGCCCCGAGGACCAGCAUCGGCGCCCGCCGGCGGAUGCUGAGGUCGCGGCGCCUCUCUAUCCCUCGCCUGAGGACGGCUUCGGCUCUGCUGUGUCGUCCUUCGCCUCUUCGUCUUCGUUCUUCGUGGAGAGCGCUACCCCAGCGGCAGCAGGGCGCCGAGGCGCGUCCGCAAAAGAGAGAGGAAGCCCCUUAUCUGCAGCACACGCGACCGAGAGGGAAACCAAGACUCAGGGCGCAGCGCCUCCCUCGCCCGCUCCGGCCUCAGCAUCCGCGCGCGAGCGGCGGCAGCCUGAGCGCCGCGGCGACUCCGCGGCAUCUCACCCGUGCUCCGCGUCCGCAUCUGCGCCUCGUCCUGCAUUCUCACCGCCUCGUCUCUUCCCCGUUGCUGCUUCCGCGCCUCCUGCUGCCGCGCCUCCGCAGGAGCCUGGAGGGCGGAGCUUCGCAGCGGCGCUCGACAGCCUGACGGUGGAGCCUUCGGCGUCUCCCCAGCGAAGUCUCUUCGCGCCCACGAAGCUCCUCCAGCAAGUGACGGCGCGCAGUCUCCCGUCGACCUGCGAUUUGCUGCUUGGCGACGGCAGCGGGGGCGGCGCAGAGAGAGAAGCGCGAGCGCUGCGCGGAGGCGGGCGGGACGUCGCCGAGGCCGCGACACACUCGACAGGCGAGAGAACAGACUUCGCGCAGGGGCUCCAGGCGCAGAGGCAGGGGGUCGGCCCGCCCGAGGCGAGGGCGAAGGCAGCGCAGGCGGCAAGGCCAGAGAAUGCGGACGAGCGCGAAGAGGGCGCAGAGACGCAGCGGGGGAGUGGCCUUAUCGGGAACGCACCGCGCGCGGACACGGUGCUCCAUUUGCCGGCAAAAAGCGCGACGCACCUGCGUUUCUUGACCGCGAAAACACGCCUAGAACCGUGGCUUCCAUACCGCCUCUCUGCAGCGCAGCUUGCGGCUUCUGGCCUUCUGCCCGAUCCCGCGCGAUGGCGGGAGACCGCGCCGCGCCUGGCUUCUUGGCUUGCGAGCCGGCUCGCGACGCACGCCCCGAGGGGCGGAGACGAAGAGGCGCGUCUGCGAGCGUGGCUCUGUCCUGCCGCCUCCGUCGCGCACAGCGCGCCGCGUCCUCGCAGAGAAAGCGAGAGAGACUGCGUCUUCGCCGACGCAAGCACGCAGUCCGCGGCGCCGCCGACAGCUCGCCCCGGGGCCUGCAGCGGCUCAGAAGCGAAGAUGCGCGCCGAGUCGAGCGCCCUCGCAGAGCUCGCGGAGCUGCGCGAGGCUGUCCGCGAACAGACGCUGCAGCAUCUGGGGCAGGGCGCGAGAGAAAACAGACUCGAGGAGCUGCUCACGCGAGGUCGGGCGCGCGUUGACGCGUUGCUCUGCGAUGAGCGCGACAGGCUCCGCCGCCUGCUGCAGGAUCGAGAGGGCGAGGGUGCGUCCGAGGGGGGAGAAAGGGAGAAGAGUGGCGGCCUUGUGCGCGCGACAGCCGACGCACUCGCACAGGUCGCCGAUCUGGGAAUGAAACUGCGGCGUGUCCAGGUUGCGGCGCUCGACUCCAGGCAGAGGGCGGGCGACGCAGAGGAGGCGACGCGCGAAGACGCGGAUGAUGCGGAAGCAAAGCCGCAACGAACAGAGGCAGGCGCGGAAGAAGAGGCGCUUGUUGCCCAGCUCGUCAGCCGACUCGAGGACGUGGCGCUUCUGGAGAUGAAGGAGAAGUUCAUCGUCCAGCUCAUCGACCUCCUCGAGCUCACCGACGGCGCGCGCGGUCUCAUCGACCGCCUCGCCCUUCUCUCGUCUCCAGCGCCGCCUGCUUCGUCUCCUCUCGAUUCUCCGCCGUCUUCUCGUUUGUUUCUGUCUGAGGCUGGCCGUCUGCUGUUUCUCUUGACGCGGAUCGCCGAGACCUGCCAGCGGGGCGCUCUGCCGCCUUUCACUCGGCGCCACGCGCAGGAGCGGCUCGCGGCGCUCCUUCGCCUCGCAUUUUCGACUUUCGUAACUCGCGCGCGCGCCUCGCUGAAGGCCAUCGCAUGGGGCUUGACGGCCCCCCCGCAGCCUGUUGGCGGUGCGCGAUCGGGAAAGAGAUCGAGCGAGGACGCGAAUCAGAGAGCGCGAGACGGCGAAGACGCGGGGGAGAGCGGCACGCCUUUCUCCGCGCUAUUCCUGACGCUCGGGGGCCUCUUCGCUCUGCAGCAGCUUGAGCUGACUUGUCUGAAGAGCCAAGAAAAGAGAAGGACGACGAGCAGGAAGGCUGCCGCGACUGGUGACCCUUCCAGCGCACGUGGAGAGGCGGAGAACCGCGAACGGAUGAAUUUUGACAGUGCAGCCGAAACUGCAAAUGCGGUCGCCGCACACCUUGAGCGCAUGUGGCCUGUACAAGCGCUUGCAGCUCCACUCGUCACGGCCUUCAAAUUCCACUUCUGCAGAGAGGGCGGGGGGCCGCUGGCGCGACUGGAUAAGCCUGAGUGGGCGCGCGAGUUCGUGGUUCACCAACUCGAGCGCCACGAGGAUUUGCUCUACGACCCCGAGGGAGUUGCGUGGGUGGAGGGCGAAGACGGCAGACUCGCGCACAUUUUGGAGGAGGCGGAGGACGUCUCCGCCCGCGGCUCGCCGGCCGCCCGCGUCGCGGCGUUUCUGCUGUCGUUCGGGGGCGGCGCGGGGAGCCUCGCGGGCUGCGUGGAUGACGACGCGGCGUCGUCUGCGCCACCUCCUCCGCUGCCGCUCACCGCAGAGUCUCGCGACUCGAUCGAGGGCCCUAGGGAGGCGGUGAAACACCGAGAAGCACAGGGACUGAAGAUUCUCGAGGUCGCCGCGUGCUCCAUGGCUGUCCACAUGGAUCCGCUCGAAGGCCUCCAGCUCGUUCUCGCCGACGCGUUUCGACAGUUCCUCUUGGACCGCAUGCCGCUUCUCGUCUUCGCGCCGGUGGCUGCGGACUCGCCACCCGAGUCUGCGCCGCUCCCGCAGCCUGCUGCAGAGGCUGCGCCGCCCUCCCGACUCGCUUCAGCGCUGAGUGCGGCGGGCGGGCGGUCGACGGAGAGGGGGCAGGGCAGCGACGGCGGCGGCGCUGGAAAUCUCGCCGGCGCGGGGGGAGAACAAGACAUUUCUGGGACUGCCUCUUCGCAGCGAGCGCCUUCUGCGCACGUGCGAGUGGAGGUCGCGGCCCCCGACAGUGGCUCAGCCUCGCUCUUUCUUUUCCAUCUUCAACAAGCGCUCGAUCUCUCGGCGUUAUGGAAGGAGCAAGGCAGCGUCAAGGCGGCGAGCGUCGUCAUGCGCGACUUUGACCGGAACUCCCGGGUGUUCCCUCCUGGCUGCAGGCGGGCGCCUCGCCGGAGAAUCCGCCGCAAGACUGCACGAAAGCGCGCGGACGGAGGGGGGACGACUGCGGGCGAGCUCAGAGACAAAGGGCAGCGGGAACAAGAAGACAGACAACAUGGCAAGCGCGCGAAACCGUUCGAAAACGAAGGAAGAGACUCCGAAGAAGCAGGCAAGGCUCAGGCAGCCGCAGCGCCGGACGAAGCAGCUGACGUCGAGGACAGGCGCGCCGGAGGACGAGGCAGGCGACGAACGGACGCGCGAGAAGAGGCGCAGCCGCGCGGCGGGUUUUCGCUCUUGCGCGGCCUCGUCACAGCGGCCCUGUGUGAAGACGAAGAUGAAGAGGGCGAAGGAAACCUCUCAGAGGGCGAGCGUCUCUGGAAUCUCGGUCGCGACGAGCGGCGUCCCUCCAGAGGCCGGGAAGGCGCGCGCAGCCUGAGGAACGAGAGAAGGAAACACUCCGCUGGCGCCCAACGAAACCACGACGGCGCAGAAAGUGGAGCUGACUCUCUCUGUGAGGCCAGCGACGGAGACGGCAGCAGCAGCGCCGUCGAGACAGACGGCGAACGAAGCCAAGAAGCAGAGGUAGAGGAAGACGACGGAGGCGAAGAGGAGGGGGACUGGCUCGCCUUAGGGUUCUUUGACAGAGAAAAGACCUCAGAGGCGUCGCCGGGCCCGGUGGGAAUGCUUGACUUUUGGAUUACGCUCGACUCUGCAUUUCUGCUGCGGGAGGCUGACCGACUCAUCGCCGCUGGAGCCACGACGCAGCCCCACGCGCUCGCCAGCCUUCUACAGCACUCGCGCGACCUUCAGACGCACCUUUCCUAUUCCAACGAGUUGGUUGUGGCGGCGGUGGCGCUCUUCGAAGCCGCGUUGCCUCGCGUCGGCGCGCUGUCCAACGACGGGGCGAUUGAACGUUUCUACAAGGGCGUCUUCAGCGACCCGCUGCGGCGCCUGACGGAGGCCCUGAAGUCGGGCUGGAACAGCCUUGAUACCCUCGCGGCGUCGCCAGCUCUCUGCGGGAUGCUCCUGGAGUCGACGAACGCUUUGUGUCUCUACUUGAGUCCUCAAGAGUGCAUGCGAGAAGCAAAUCAAGAGAAUGCCGAGACGAAGGAGGAGCCCAGCUUUUUCCUCUUGCGCGCCUUUUUCCGCCGCUUCCUCCCCUCCGAAGUCGAGGCGUUGGACACAAUGAGAAGCCGAAUGGAGGCGUUUCUUCUCCUCGAGGUCUCUGAACACGUCGAGACGGCCGCACGCCGCGUCGCGAAGGCUCCGGCCCCCGUCGACGCUGCUCUCGAACUUCUCUCAGCGUUGACAGCUCCUCUGCAUCCGUUUCUGCAGAGGGACUUGCGCCUUCGCGCGCUCGCCCAGGUUGACCGGCGUCUCUUCACAGAGGCCAUGGCGGCUGUUCCCGCAGGAGGGCGCGACACCCGAAUUCUCCUCGGUGAAAACUGCAUGCAUGCGCGGACUGAGGCCUGCCGUUUGUUCCCUGACCUCACAUCGCAAGGAGACGAACUGCUGCCGCGCACCUACGCUGCAGCCAAGGUUCUCUUGGAUCCUUCGGCAGGCUGGCUAGACGCGAGCCAGAAGGAGCGAAUCGAAAUGCAUACGCAAGCACUUGCCUGCGCGUCGUCCGACGCGGAAACUGAGGCCCUGCGAAGGGCAGGGACGUCCGAACGCGCCGCGGAGACGGCUGUGGGCGGGGAGAGGGCGACUCGCCGCGAGCACACGAGAGGAGAGAGAGCGGAGGAAAACCUGGGGCAUAAGCUGAAAUUCUUCAUCAAUCCUCUAGCGCGCGUGCAGCAUGCGGCAGGGGCUCUUUGGCAGAUGGCGGCCGUCGACGAUGUUGCGGGAAGCGAAGGCGAAACACCCAAAGACGGCGGAGACGCAGUUGAACAGAUGCGCUCGAGAAGCGUUCAAAUUCUCGAGGAGACGCUGAACCUUCCCCGCGGCGUCCUCGCGCCGCAAGAACUUCUCCAACUUGCUAGCCUACAUGCACCAACAGCGCGGUGA
Molecule: messenger RNA, 5868 nt
Organism: Besnoitia besnoiti
Lineage: Eukaryota; Apicomplexa; Conoidasida; Eucoccidiorida; Sarcocystidae
Exons: 12
Coding region: 1-5868 (1955 amino acids)
Source: RefSeq, a predicted model, not a curated record